CUCGCUCCACCAAAUCCUGCUGCAUGAUUGUUUGCGUUCACGACGAACGGUCGUGGUCCGAGCUUCAUCACCUUCCUCUCCUUUCCUCCAUCGUACGAUUCUAACUUUCUGGUGCUGGAUGAAAAUCAUGUCUACUUCGGCAGCAACCCCACAAGGACUUCCUUUAGACGACCGCUCGAAUGCCCUCAAGAUACCCAUCGUUACUCUGAUUGUAUUCAGCUCAAUCUUCGUCGCUCUCCGUUUGAGUAUCAGUAUCAAGAACAGGAACUACUUCCUGUUAACGGAUCAUCUAUUAUGGACAGGUCACGUCCUAGCAAUCAUCGGAGCUUCAUUUUGUUACAAAACUGCCGAAUAUGGCGCUGGUAAACAUGUUUGGGACCCGAUUAUGACACCAGCCAAUCUGGAGAAGUAUCUCAGAUACCUAUGGUUUGGCCAGUUGUUCAAUCUCUACGGCAUGGCCUUGGUCAAACUCAGCAUUUGCGCCUACAUCUUAAUGAUGGACUUUUCCAAAAGUUUUCGAAUCGUCGUCUGGCUAUCUAUCGUUCUCCACUUGGGCAUAAACUUUGUCUUUCCCUCUGUCAUUUUGUUGGGCGAGUGUAGCCCCAUAUCGAAGCACUGGGACGUUGCGGGCAAACAGCCAGGUUCUUGUUGGUCCGCUGAACCCAGAGUCAUAUCAGGAUAUUCCGGGGCUGCGACAAACAUUCUCACGGACCUUAUCUACACCAUUGCCCCGCUCUUGUAUAUUUCAAGGGUUCAGCUACCCAGACGCACAAUUUGGGGUGUUCGCGCUGUCUUCUUACUUGGGCUCGUAACGACAACUAUAUCUGCAUGCAAGUUGUACGAGAUGAAGGCCUUGAGAAACUCACCAGACUCCACAUACACAUCAGUCAAUCUCAGCAUUUUCGCCAUAGCCGAGGUGUUUGUGGGUGUCUUCACAGCAUCUCUUCCACCGCUACGGAAAACAUUUGAGAAAAACCUGCGCAAGGUGCUACCCGACACAGUGUUUGGAGUUACGCGAGGAAGUCGAAACAGCUAUGCGAUAAAGAACGUCGCGAGUCAGCAGAGCAGUAAGUCAUCAAAGCCGGAUCGUGACUCCGACAACGAUAGUGAAAACACGAUGCUUUCGGAUGAUCACGUAGUUAUGAGCAAGGGGUCGGACAACACGAUCAUGUGUACUACACAAGUGAGCAUGGUCGUUCAUGAACAGCGGCCAGCCCGACCUCGAACGGUCGAGUGGGUUUGAGUGCUGUUUACAUGCACGGUGUCGAAUGUUGAAUGCCGCAAAUUCAGUAGCAACAUCAU
Dothidotthia symphoricarpi CBS 119687 is the source of this 1302-nucleotide messenger RNA. RefSeq lists its product as uncharacterized. The record is from RefSeq and is a predicted model, not a curated record. The transcript has 4 exons. The coding region runs from base 119 to 1243 and encodes 374 amino acids. NCBI's taxonomy places the organism in Eukaryota, Fungi, Ascomycota, Dothideomycetes, Pleosporales, Dothidotthiaceae.